AUGGUGGUGGUGCUACUUGAACUACUUGAACGUGAUUUUUGUUGGGGGGUGGGGCGACUAGAGGGUGCAAGAUACGCCACUGCCCCAGUGUAACAUGUCCAAUGUUCAAUCUAAAAUAAAUCCUCCCGGUGAUUCUGAUUUGCUGGAUCCGAAUUAAUGAGACCGUAAACUAACAGCCAGGAGACACAUCACAUAAGCUUGAAACAAAGCACCCGUCGAUGCAGUACUGUACUACAAUUUGUUUUCUGAAGUUGUCAAGAUGGAAAACCGCCUUGAAAGCUGGGAUUAUGUUGCCAUUGUGGUGUACGUUGUACUUGUAUUGGCUGUUGGGUUGCAUUCAAUGUGUCGUUCAAACCGUGGUACAAUCAGUGGUUAUUUUCUGGCUGGUCGCUACAUGACUUGGUUACCGGUUGGAGCAUCACUUUUUGCAAGCGACAUUGGUAGUGAGCACUUUGUGGGCUUAGCUGGAUCGGGAGCUGCGGGAGGCAUCGGUGUUGCUAUAUUUGAAGUUUCUGCAUGUAUGCUUUUGCAGCUUCUAGGAUGGGUGUUUUUACCUGUCUACAUUGCUAGUGGUGUGUACACACUACCAGAGUAUAUGAAGAAAAGAUUUGGAGGACAACGAAUUCGAGUUUACCUGGCUUGCCUCUCGUUGGUCUUGUACAUUUUCACAAAGAUAUCGGUGGAUAUGUACUCUGGUGCCCUAUUCAUCAAAGAAGCCCUUGGUUGGAAUCUGUAUGUUUCCAUAAUUCUACUCUUGGCCCUUACUGCAGUAUGCACUGUCACAGGUGGUUUAACUGCAGUAAUUUAUACAGACACUCUACAAUUCUUCAUCAUGAUUAUUGGAGGUUUGAUUUUAAUGGUGUUAAGUUUUGUAGAAAUUGGGGGCUAUGAUCAACUGAAAUACAAAUACAUGCAAGCCAUUCCAAAUGAAACAUUAAGUAAACCAAAUUACACUUGUGGAUAUCCACGUGAAGAUUCUUUGCAGAUGUUGCGUGAUCCUGUGAACGGUGACAUACCGUGGCCUGGAUUUAUGCUUGGUCAAACACCAGCCUCUAUUUGGUAUUGGUGCGCUGAUCAGUUGAUGGUUCAGAGGGCACUUGCUGCAAAGAGUCUAUCACAUGCACAAGGUGGCUGUAUAUUAGCAGGCUACAUUAAGUUUCUUCCAAUUGUCAUUAUGGUUAUACCAGGAAUGAUAAGUCGAGUGUUGUACACAGAUGACGUUGCUUGUGCCUCUGCAGAAACUUGCAUGGAGGUCUGUGGUAGCAGUACCGGUUGCAGCAACAUUGCAUAUCCACGCAUCGUGCUAGGCCUCAUGCCAACAGGUUUACGCGGUUUGAUGCUUGCAGUGAUGCUUGCUGCUUUAAUGAGUGACUUAACAUCAAUAUUUAAUAGUACCAGUACACUCUUCACCAUUGAUAUCUGGAAGAUCUUCCGCAUAAGAUUCUUUAAUCUUGAGCCCUCCGUUAAGGAGCUGAUGAUCGUUGGAAGAAUAAUGAUACUGAUAAUGGUUGCUGUCGGUAUUAUCUGGAUUCCGAUUAUUAUGGAGAUGCAGGGAGGACAAUUGUUCAUUUACAUCCAAGAGAUUUCCGCUUACCUGUCUCCUCCAAUCGCUGCUGUUUACCUUGUGGCUCUCCUUUGGCCAAGAGGAAAUGAAAAGGGUGCCUUCUGGAGUUUAAUGGCAGCUUUAGUGACAGGCGGAAUCCGAAUGAUCUUGGACUUUGUUUGGCGUUCUCCACCAUGCUGGGAAGAAGAUACCCGGCCAUCGAUUACAGCCAAGGUACAUUACAUGUACUUUGCUGUGAUUUUAUUCUGGCAAACUGUUUUAGUCAACGUCAUUGUCAGUUUGUUGACAAAUCCUCCCAACCCAGGAAAGGUUAUUCGAACCACUUAUUGGUCUCGAUUUAGUAAGGACAAACGUUCUGAUGAUUUUGAAGAUGAUAAAACUGAAGUUGAGUUGAACGAUUUAAAAACCAUUGAUGUUCAAGUUGAAAUUGUUGAUGGGCGAAGUGCUUGUAAAAAGGGCUAUGAUUGGUUCUGUGGAUACGAUGAUACGAUGAUAGGAAGAGAAAAAGCACAGCAACACAGGGAACACCUCAAGGCUGUUACCUCCCUGGAACAAGACCCAAAGGCAAAACUUUUUCUGAAUGUGAACCGUAUUUUCGCCAUAGGGAUCGUCACAUUUAUCUAUAUAUAUUUCUCUGUAUAAUGCAACAGAACGACUAAUGUGAUAUUAAUAUGCUAGUCCCUUAUCUCAAAAUUGGAUUUACAUAAUUUAUUUAAAUUGUAUAUACUUGAAUUUUGUUUAAGAUCAUAUUAUGAUCAGGGAAUAUAGGAGAGACUGUUUAUAUAGAUUAGAAUUAAUUACACUGUCUAUAAAGAUAAUUUGAGACCUACUCGAGUACAUAUUAUUUUGGAACUGUGGUUUAACCGCUUGCCAUAAUUCGGAAUUAUCGAAAUAAAGAAUCCAGGCCCGUAAGCAGGAAGGGGGUGGGGGGAUGCAGAGUGCGGACGCACCCCUCCCUCCAAAUUCCAAAAAGUCCACUUUUUAAAACCUUUGAUUUCACAAAAUCGUUCCUAAUUAUCACAAAAUGCUAUAGCAUGCAUUUCAUUAUAUAUUUGCCAGCUUAUCUAACCGUU
Anneissia japonica is the source of this 2637-nucleotide messenger RNA. RefSeq names its product sodium/myo-inositol cotransporter-like. The record is from RefSeq and is a predicted model, not a curated record. NCBI's taxonomy places the organism in Eukaryota, Metazoa, Echinodermata, Crinoidea, Comatulida, Comatulidae. Gene Ontology annotation, biological process: transmembrane transport. Gene Ontology annotation, cellular component: plasma membrane. Gene Ontology annotation, molecular function: D-glucose:sodium symporter activity. Bases 260 to 2206 code for a protein of 648 amino acids. The transcript is spliced from 15 exons.